Molecule: messenger RNA, 2732 nt
Organism: Ruditapes philippinarum (Manila clam)
Lineage: Eukaryota; Metazoa; Mollusca; Bivalvia; Venerida; Veneridae
Exons: 1
Coding region: 73-1866 (597 amino acids)
Molecular function (GO): zinc ion binding
Source: RefSeq, a predicted model, not a curated record
UUUCAUUGAACUAUCUAAGUUUGUGAAACUCUUAAACGGUGUAGCUGAAUAUUGACCUAUGUAAUUAAAUACAUGAUAUGUAAUUUCUCAAAAAGGGAUACAAAAAUGGCGGAAAAUGGAAGUAAAUUAGGAGAAGAUAAUGAAGUUUCUGGUCGUGUGAAGGAACAUUUCUGUCAACCAUGUUUAAGUAAGGAUAAGAAAACUGUAGCUGAAAAGUUUUGUUCAACUUGUAAUGAAUUCCAAUGUAUUGAUUGUUCAAAUAUUCACAGCAUGCUAGCCAUAUUGACAAACCAUAAAUUGGUGAGCUUGAAAGAAGCUAAUGCUGCAACUCUUUCAUUUAAAAUGAAGGCAUUAGGUCUAUGUGAUCAACACCAACAUUCUUUUGAAUUCUUCUGUGAAGAUGAAAAGAAGCUCUGCUGCAGUACUUGUGCUUUUGUUUAUCACAGAAAAUGUCACAGCGUUGUAGAAAUUGAGAAGAUCGCUUGGGAAAAGGCCUCACCAAUUUCUACCUUAGGGGAGAAAUUAAAGGAAGCUAAGGAAGCUGCUGAAAGUGUUGCAAGACAUAUUCGCUCUUCAAAAGAUCAACUUGCUGACGAUAUAAAAGAAAUACUUACAGUGAUUAAAACAAUGCGAGACGAAGUAAUGAGAAUAUUUGAUGAUCUAGAAGAUUCGGUCGCCAAAAGAGCUGAAACUCUUCAGAAAGAAACAUUCGACAAUCUGACAAAGAGGCAAGCACAAAAUGAAAUUAAUUUGGCUGAUGUAGUUUCGUGCAUAGAGACGAUUGAAAACAUUUACAAAAGUGGAACUCCAUUGCAAAAAUAUAUAGCAGAACAGAAAAUGAAGAGUAAGGUCAAUGCUCUGUGCAGAAACGUCAACGAGGACUGUAAGAACCUAGAGAAGGUGAAUAUUUCUUUUCACUUUGACGACACAUUAAAGCUGCCACCAUUACCGAUCUCUGAAUAUGUUCCGGGACAACUGGAAUUAAAGUACUAUCGACAUGAAGAUGAUAGUUCCGUUGACAAGGCGAAGACUUUAAAACCAGUUUAUUCUAUUAAUUUGAAGAAGACGGGAAAUGAUGUCAAUGAACCGUUCUAUACAGGUAUUGAUUGUCUACCUGAUGGUAGACUGGUGGCUGUGGAUAACAAUAACAAGAAAUGUUUAGUGUACAAUGAGAAGCUUGAGAAAGUAGGAUCAUAUCAGCUAUCUUACUAUCCAUUAUCUGUUGUUGUAGUAUCUGAAGAGGAAGUAGCGAUUACACGCGGUAAAGGAUACAAUAUAGAAUUUCUACAUGUUAGUAAAUGUAAUGAAAUAAGGUCAAAUAGGACAUGUAAAGUGAAAGCGAAAUGUUACUCUAUAUGUUUGAAAAAUGAUAGACAGUUUAUAGUAGGUUCAUAUGAUGAUCCAAGACCUGUUCGUAUUGUAUCAUUGACUGGAGAGGAGCAAGAUUUGAGAAUUAACUUUCCAAACAAGACAUAUCCUAUAGGCACUAGCGCUAGUACUUACAUAAAAGGCAGUGACAACGUAGUGAUUACAGAUAGAGUCGAGCAAAAUGUCUACAUAUAUGAUAUAAAGUCAAACACGAGGGUCGUAGUGAAUGAUGAUCAGAUACAGGAUCCAUGUGGUGUAGCAGUUGGUCCUUCUGAAUCUAUUCUGGUUUGUAGUUGUGAAACAAACUCUAUUGUACAGAUAUCCCAAACAGGUCAUAUCUUAUCAUCAUACACGAUAAAAAUGAAAUAUCCACAUAGAGUAUGUGUCUCAUGUGAUAAAUCCUUUCUUGUUGUUACAAAUUGCGGUGAAGGAAAAAAGAAAAUGCAGAAAUUCAAAAUAUCAUAUUGUCGUGCAAACAAAUGUGUUAAGAAAGUGUAGAAUAAGAAAAUUCAAAAUGCAGUCAGUGUAUGCUAUGACAGACAAAUUUAGCAUCGUUAACAUCUGAGGAGUGAACAAUUAUUAAUCAUUUCAUUGAUUUUUAUUUUUUAUUUCAUUUUGGGCGCACGCACGUCAAUUUGAAUAUUUCCAAUUAAUUGAGAGAUUGGAAAGGCAUAUAUGUAAAUAAACUCAUGUUCUGUAUUAUAUAUCUUAUUCAUCUAUAAUCUGCACAUUAUAUUGAAUGUAUAAUUAUACAUUUGUAUGUCUGCAAAUAUCAAUCUUUCGAUAUUCUAAUUGUUUUGUUAUUUCGCUAAAUUUGAUUAAUCACAGUAUGUAGUGAUAUAUUGACGUUACAUUAUUUUUAAUAUCUUUCAGUUUAACUCUAAAAUAUUGCUUCACCGACAGUGUUUAGCCUUUGUCACCUGUUUAAAACCCAGCUAGCUUGCACUUCCACACAGUCUGGCCUGUUAAAUGCUCAAUUAAUCUAUUGUGAUAUCUAAAUUGCUUACACUUCGACUUUACUGUACACGACAAAUCCAUUUUAUAAAUUUAAAAGGUGAAGGGUAAAUAACAGUAAAUUUGAUAAGAUAAAAUUUAUACCAAUUUUUGCUUAAGUUUACAAGAUUACAUUCUGAUUUUUAAUGCUAAAUCCUAGUAUAGAGGUACAUAGGAGUACAGUUAAUCUUAAUUAUAAGACCACUCGAGGGUCAUUGUAAAUCUUGUCUUAAUAUGCGGGCUGGGCAAAUUAAUGAAUUUGUCUAAACUGUAUUUCUAAUCUGAAAAAUGUAUUGAAAAUGUAUAUAUUUUUUCUAUAUUUCAACAUAAUUAUAUGUAAUAUCAUGCUCUCUUUAUGGUUAAUCAAGAUG